GAGCUGCCUUAGGGACUGUAAUCCUAAUACAGGGCACAUGCAUAGAGGAGAAUCUGCCAGUGCUAGAGAGCAGGAAGUUAUAUUUGAGCAGCCACUGACUGACCAUUUACAUGUAACUGCAAGCAGCCAGCAGCAAGAAACAUACAGGAGACUGUUUGCAACAAGUUCAAGAAACGUGCCUAGCAGGACUAUGCUAAGACUGUUCAAGUUAUAACGUAAUCAUCAAGCUUUUGUGCCUGGUCUUUAGACCAAGAGACUCCUAGAGGAUUGAUGACCCCAUUCAUUGCGAACAGAAAUGCCAAUACAGCUCUUAUUGGACAUUUAGAAGGCAUCCUGCAUCAUUCUAGAAUCUAUUUUUUUUUCUCCACAAUAAAGUGCUUCCAAACAUCCAUAAUUAUAAAAGAAUCUCAAUAUAUUAUUGAAAAAGGGCAAGGAACUGUUCUUGGAAAAUAAAGAACUAGUACUCGUGACUUAAGAAUCUUUUCAUCUACAACAAAUAACAAAAAAUAAAAAAUGCAUGCUUUUUUAAAGUUCACCCAAAGACAUCCAUGGUUUACAAAUGUGACAAUUUACGGCUCUCUUUUUGGCUCCGCUGAUAUCGUACAGCAAAAACUCUCUAAAGGACCAAAUGGGCAACUAGAUUGGAAGCAGACUGCUAAAGUUGGCAUUGUGGGCUUUUGCUUUCAUGCCAAUUUUAACUUCUUUUGGCUACGAUUUAUAGAACGAACAUUUCCAGGAUCUGCUCCAAAGAAUGUCAUAAGGAAAGUGGCAUGCGACCAGUUAAUGGCUGCACCUAUAACGAUCAGCGCUUUCUUCACUGGUUUAAGUCUUCUGGAGGGUGAUGAGGACAUCUUUAAAAACCUUAAAGAGAAAUUUUGGCCAACUUAUAAGACUGGAAUAUUAUGCUGGUCCGUAUUUCAGACAAUAAAUUUCAGCAUUAUACCUCCUGUCAUCAGAACUGCCUACAUCGGGGUAUGCGCUUUUCUGUGGACUACAUUUCUCUGCUAUAUACGUAAUCGAGACAUUGAUCAGGUGACGGCAAGAUUUCUUCAGGCCAUUCCAAUAAUUGGCAAUAAAAUGAUCAAUGAAAAAACAAAAGAUAAAGACAGAAAGGAGAAAUGAAUUCUGUUGCAAUGCUGCCAAUCCUGUGGGUUACAAUUUUAAACCUAGUCCUUCAUUUUGUAGAAGCAACAUGUCCUGGUGUAAACAAAAUGAUUCUGAGAACAAUCCAGACACAAUAAUAUCAUCUCACUAAUACUAAAGGCUGUGUUCUCACAUUCACGCUUUUGUUAUGUUUUUCUUUUGUUUAUAAAAUCAGAACCUAUACUGUGUAGAUAUGCACAUGCAUUUUUCAAACUGAUAUUUGACUGCAGAUCAAAAACACAAAUGUGUUCAUAGAUUCUUCCUGUCCCCAUAGAUCAUUGUCAUAAAUUAGAAGCACAUUAUAGACACUCUUCAAGGGACUGAGCAGAUAGCUUAUAGGGAGAGAAAACGACAUUGUAAUUAGGACAUGAGACUAAAGAUUUAUGCAUAUGCAGAGGUGGGCUUAUGGGUGCGCAGAUGAAGAAGGCAGGAAAGCUCGGAAAGGCGGCUCCCGUCUUCCUUGCACAAAGAGACAUAUUUGCAUACUAGCAACACAUCCUGUACUCAGAAACGGCUGGAUCAAUUUUUGUAAGUAACACUUUUUUUUACUCUGCACUAAAACGCUGUAUAUUGUGUUUAUGGGGGCGAACCAGAUGUCAGUUUCCCUUUUAAGUCUCAUAGAAGCAUUCUCCCUCCCCCACCACCCUGUUUGAUAGAUGCACAAGGUUAAAGGGGUACUCCGCUGCUCAGCUGCCACACCCCCUCCCAUAGCCUUGCAUCGAGGGGUGGGGGCGUGACAUCAUGAGGGGGCGGGGUUAUGACCUCACAAGCUCCCGGCGUCUGCUCCAGCGUUUGGAACAGUUUGUUCCAAAUGCUGAGCAGCGGAGUACCCCUUUAAGCUUUCAGCACGGAAACUUUUUCAUCCAUCAUGUAGAUCAGGGGUGGGCGGGGGGAGGUGGCAUGCAUUCUGCAGCUCAGCCUGGUCUUCACGACUCCUGAGAAGAAAAAUAUGAUUUUAUAACUUUGCAAACAGUCAUCUGCUAAUGAACAGACAUCAUUUGUUUUAUUCUCUAUCACAUAUGCCCAUGUCUGCAGCUCUGAUCAUGAUACUUAAAGGGGUACUCCGGUGAAAACCUUUUUUCUUUUAAAUCAACUGGUGGCAGAAAGUUAAACAUAUUUGUAAAUUAUCACAAAUGAAGAAGUCAGAAAUAAAGUCGCACUCACUCAAAUCUUCAGCAACGUAGAAGUCUUUAUUGCAUAUAUUCGGAGCUGAACAAUCAAAAGUCCAUGGUGGGGAGCGAGAGUCAGCCGGCUCUCCUGACGUGGGACACACCUGUGGGAGCGACUAGUUUCACGUCACGUGGGACGCUUCUUCCGGCUCAGUUACCUGAGUGCAACUUUAUUUCUGACUUCUUCAUUUGUGAUACUAUCUAUACCACUUGGACACUCACUAGUCAGCACCCUCAGAUACAGCGUUACUUCGGAAGAUACUUUUGAGUCUUGCUGCAUGGUGUGAACUACACCUAUACACUGUGUUAAUGAUCUGACAGCAUAACGCCCAUAGUGCAGUGCCUGGACUUUCUACCUUGCUAUCGUCUCUAACAGAUAUUUGUAAAUUACUUCUAUUAGAAAAUCUUAAUCCUUCCAGUACUGAUUAGCUGCUGAAUGAUACAGAGGAAAUUCCUUUAUUUUUGGAACACUGAUGACAUCACGAACACAGUGCUCUCUGCUGACAUAUCUGUCCAUUUUAGCAACCAUGCAUAGCAGAUGUAUGCUAAGGGCAGCAUGGUGGCUCAGUGGUUAGCACUGCUGCCUUGCAGUGCUGGAGACUUAGGUUCAAAUCCCACUAAGGACAACAAUAAAUAAAGCGUUAUCAUUAUUAUAAUAACAUCAGCAGAGAGAACUGUGGUCUUGAUGUCAUCAGAGAGCAUUCCAAAAAGAAAAGAAUUUCCUCUGUAGUAUUCAGCAGCUAAUAAGUACAGGAAGGAUUAAGAUUUUUUAAUAGAAGUAAUUUACAAAUAUGUUUCACUUUCUGCCACCAGUUGAUUUAAAAGAAAAAAGGUUUUCACCAGAGUACCUAUUUAAAGGUGAAUGAGCAGUUACUCCUCUGCCAACUGCUAACUUCACUCAUUAUGGGUGAAAUGUAUCAAAACUUGUGCAGUAGGACAGGGGAGCUGGUAAGAUUCCAGCUUUUUUUUUUUUUUUAGAGGCCUUUUAAAAAGGAAAGUAACAAUCUGAAUGGUUUCUAUGGGCAACUAUCCUACUGUUCUUCUGUAAAAGUUAUUAUAAAUCCUAUUUUAUAAAAACAAGUACAGUUUGUACAUAUUUCAGUUCCCAUUUUAGCAGUCAGCAAGAUCAGAGGUCCAGGGAACAUAAAAAGGUUAUAGUUUCUUUUUUUUUUAUUAACACAGAUUUUGCACUAAUUUUUUGCACAAAAUUAUUAAUAAUGUGAACCACUUGAACACACUCUAUAAUGAAUGCCACCAAGUGCAUUCCUGGUCCUUACUCUGAUAUGAAGGCCAUUCAAGUAAGGACCAGGAAGUGUGUACAGGUGAUUCUAGCAUUUAUAAGGAAAAGCAAUAAAUUGGUGUAUAUCACAUGUGAGGUCCUGUGUUUGUAUUGGGUUCAGGAGUCCACAUAUAGCUUGUAUCAGGCAUCUAUUCUACAAGUCUCAUACAAUCCCCUCUGUAAUGCACUUAACACAUCUCUAUACACUAUCUUGUGAAUCCUAAAGUACUUUAAAUACAAACUAUAUUUUGUGAAUAAUAUUCAACAACAUAUAAUGUAACAUUUUUAUUGAGUCUUUUGCAUAUUACUGGCACACAGUUCUUAGUGUAAUAUACUGAUAUACACUGACAGAGAUAUGAUUCUAAUAAUGAUAAUAAUGUAUUAUGAUUAAAUAAGGUUACAAUUUGUUUUAGAAAUAUUGUUUUGGGCACAUUAGGAAAUUAGUUUAUUCAAUCUUCUAGGUUAUUUGUUGUGUACAUUUGUUAAUUUCAACCAAUCAUCCAAUGAAAUGUCAGAGAAUAUGAAAUCCAAAAACAUGGGUUGGAACUGAAAACAAGAAGCAGUCAUCAGAUGUAUCUGAUAGAUUUAUAAUAAAAUAUAUUUAGAAAUAAUGGAGAUAAUAAACUAGAAAGACUUACAGUAUGUGACCAAAGCUAAAAUAGUUAGAACAAUUAAUAGUGAUCCAGGAAAAUUGGGCUAGCAAGCAGAUGAAAAAGUGGGUGAUUUGGACAGCCACCAACUUUAAAAUUCACUGGGUCAGGUGAAUUAGGGGGUUGGGCCAUUUGAUCGCUGACCGGGCCUCCCUGGCUUCCAGGCCCAAUAGCAGGGGCGUACCCUAUCUCUAUGGUAGAUAAGCCACUGGUCUGCAGGUUAUUAUUUAGCAUUUUAAAGAAUCUUUCCUAGCCAGUCAGUGUAAAUGUUUUUCCACAGUUUCACUAAAAAUACUGAAGAUUUUUGUAUCAGUUUUUGAGUUUUACAUUUCUUAUAAUAGUAACUGUUUUAUGAUCACAAACAACUUGUAAAUUGAUUGUCAGACCCCACUUUUGGAACAGAUAUGUAGAAUGUGAACAGUCAUGAUGACCUGUGAUUUUUAGGACAUUGCUUGUUACUGUUUACAUAUACAUUUGAAAAAUGUGAUGUUUUCUGGAAUAAUGUGAAUAAUAAACAAUACAAUUGUU
This is a messenger RNA of Hyla sarda, 4769 nucleotides long. RefSeq names its product MPV17 mitochondrial inner membrane protein like (gene MPV17L). NCBI's taxonomy places the organism in Eukaryota, Metazoa, Chordata, Amphibia, Anura, Hylidae. The transcript has 7 exons. Gene Ontology annotation, cellular component: membrane; cytoplasm. Bases 514 to 1122 code for a protein of 202 amino acids. The record is from RefSeq and is a predicted model, not a curated record.